Messenger RNA from Cladocopium goreaui, 1878 nucleotides. The record is from the annotation of a GenBank genome assembly. Lineage: Eukaryota; Dinophyceae; Suessiales; Symbiodiniaceae.
AUGGAAUUUUGUGGCGCUGAAGUGGAACAGAGCUUGGACUAUGAGACAGUGCAGAUUUCCAUGGCAGAAUAUGUGCGAAAGGUCAAGCCGCUGACCAUGGACAAGAACCGGAAAACCAUGUCUGGUGACCCAUGCACAGCCAAUGAGCAGAGGCAGCUACGAGCAAUCGUAGGUGCGAUGGCGUGGCCUGCCAACCAGUGCUUGCCCCAGAUCUCAGCGACGUGCAGCCUCCUUCAAGCAUCUGUGGCAAACCCCACAGUGUCGGACUUGAGUGAAGCAAACAAAGGUUUGAGAUUCAUGAAAGAUGUGGGGAAGGACUACAAGCUCCAAAUCCACAUGGAAGCCUGGAGUCACUUCGCUUUGGUGUCUAUGCGGACGCAGCGAGGAUACAUCAUUUUCAUUGCGUCCAAGGAGGAGAUCAACGAAGGCCGAGCCAUGAAGCUCUCAGUUUUGGAUUGGGCGUCUCGGAAGCUUGCACGCGUCUGUCGGUCGUCAUUGGCCGCGGAAGCACAGUCAGCAUCCGUGGCAGUUGAUGCCUUGGAGUGGUUGAGAAUUUGUUGGUCAUUGAUGCUUUGGCCGACCAUCUCCUAUGAAGAUGAUUCGGUGUUGCAAAGCACAGGUGAAUCACCGGUGCUGACUGACGCAAAGGCCUUGUUUGACUCGGUGAACAGCCUCACUCAGAACAAGGCGAGCGAUCGACGCACAUCGAUCGAAAUCAGCAUCAUCAGAGAUCGUCUGCAAGCCAUGAUGUCCAAGAUGAAAUGGGUGAACAGUGGACAGCAAUUAGCUGAUGGAUUGACCAAGAGGCAGGCGAGAGAGCAGUUUGCCUACCUUCUGCAGCGCGGGGUGCACCGCUUGGUGUACGAUGAAAGUUUCGUUGCAGACAAGAAGGUUGGAAAAGAUGUGAAAGAAAGACAGCAUGCAGAGAUGGAAAAGUUAGCAAAAGAAAUGUUUGAGGGCCAUGUUUUUGCGGUUGAGGAUGAGAAAAGCGAGCGUGGAAAGUGUGCUUUGAAGGGAUGCGAAAAGAAAAUUGAUUUGACAGAAGGAAAGAACCAGUUUUGCAGCAGGAGACAUUAUUUGCACAGAAAACAAAGCUGUGGUGACCCAUGGAAAAAGGCAGCAAUGCAUGCAGUUGCGAUCAUCGCAGCAGAGUCAGUGACUAGUGCUGAGGCAGCAAUCACAGAGAAAGAGGAUGAGCAGUUUUGGACAUUCACCAUGACGUUUGCUGUGAUCAUCAUUUUUGCGUUUAUUGGUGCUUUUGGGGUCAUCAUCAAGAUUAAGGAUGUUCUUGUGUAUUUCAGUGCAGCCUUGUCAAAGUUCUUUGCAUUUUCACGGAAUGACAUCGCUUUUCAGAAUGAGCCAACUCUUGUGAAUGAUCAGGUUUUUGAAGAGAUCUACGCAUCACGAAGCCAUGGCGCGGCGGUGCGUGUGCGCGAUGCUGGAACUGGAUCGGCAGAGGCUGAGCCCAUGCGUUGCGAUGCGAGCGUAGGCAGCAGCGACACUGACCAUUCACCCAAGUCAGUGCAGGCAACUGAUGGUCCAGAUGCAAUUCAGUGCAAGCACUUGCGCGUCAACUGGCAAGGGACGAAUGGAGUGCAGUGGAAAUGGACAUGCUUGGAUUGUUUGGCAUUCCAAGUUGUGAAGAAAGGAGAAGGAGUGAGCAAGCCAGUGCCAGCUGUCUCAGGUGUGAAAGCGCCAAUGCGAGAUGAGUGGAAGAAGCGAAUGGAGAGAAUGUUUGAUGAGGGCAUGAUCGCAGACAAAAUCAUUCAGACACCAUUGACGUUUGACCGUCAGGGACACAGACCUGGAUGGAUGUAUGUGAGAGAGGGGGUGCACGGUGCGUUCAAACAUUUGAGCGCUUUUCAGGAUCGAGUGUGA